CAAGAUUCUGGACCAGAAGAUGAUGAACCAAUCUCUGAAGAUGAAAAGAAAAAAAAAUAGAUGAAAAAAAGAAAAUGAAAGCCUUUAAUGUUGCGCAGGAACUUAUGACAUCUGAAAAAGUGUUUGUUGGGAUACUGGAACUUAUGAAUCUACAUUUUCGAAGCGCUGUUAAUGCAGCUAACAGUCGAGCAUCCAAGAAAAUCAUCUCUCAAGAAGAUUUGAAUCAGAUCUUGUAUUACCUUCCACAAUUAACAGAAAUUAACCAAGAUUUAUUGUCAAAGUUGCAGGAUAGAAUUGAAAAGUGGGAGACAUGCCCAAAGAUAUCUGACAUCAUACUAGGUUUGUGUCCCUUCCUCAAGUUAUAUUCAACUACAUACAUCAAGGAAUUUGACAGAAUGACUUCAACUUUGGAAGAACAAUGCAAGAAGUCACCACAAUUCGCUACUGUUGUGAAAGAGUUUGAGAGGAGUGAGAUGUGUGGUAAACUGCAGCUAAGACACCAUAUGUUGAAACCAAUACAGAGGAUACCACAAUAUAAAUUACUUUUACAGGAUUACAUAAAGUACCUAGAUGAUGAUUCCCAAGAAUAUACAGAUAGUAAACGUGCACUCAAACUUGUUAGUGAAAUUGCCAGUCAUUGCAAUAAUAGUAUGAAACAAAUG
Molecule: messenger RNA, 662 nt
Organism: Saccoglossus kowalevskii
Lineage: Eukaryota; Metazoa; Hemichordata; Enteropneusta; Harrimaniidae
Cellular component (GO): cytoplasm
Molecular function (GO): metal ion binding; guanyl-nucleotide exchange factor activity
Source: RefSeq, a predicted model, not a curated record